This is a messenger RNA of Penicillium atrosanguineum, 2280 nucleotides long. Its product is annotated as putative lipin Smp2. Gene Ontology annotation, cellular component: nucleus. Gene Ontology annotation, biological process: fatty acid catabolic process; triglyceride biosynthetic process. The record is from RefSeq and is a predicted model, not a curated record. Bases 1 to 2280 code for a protein of 759 amino acids. Gene Ontology annotation, molecular function: phosphatidate phosphatase activity. The transcript is spliced from 4 exons. Lineage: Eukaryota; Fungi; Ascomycota; Eurotiomycetes; Eurotiales; Aspergillaceae.
AUGCAGUACGUGCGGAGCAUUAGCGGCUCCGUCUCCAAGACAUGGAACUCCAUCAAUCCGGCGACCCUCAGCGGCGCCAUUGAUGUGAUUGUCAUAGAGCAGGAGGAUGGGACCCUUGCUUGUUCGCCCUUCCAUGUCCGCUUCGGCAAGUUUUCGCUCCUACGUCCGUUUGAGAAAAAGGUGGAGUUCAAGGUCAAUGGAGUCAAACAAGAUUAUGCGAUGAAACUGGGGGAAGGUGGGGAGGCAUUUUUCGUGUUCGAAACCACCGACGAGAUCCCCGCGUCGCUACAGACGUCGCCGUUGGUCUCUCCAGCGAGCAGUCCGCCACCUCCCGGCGAUGAUAUCGCUGCAGCCCUCCCAGAACCUGAGUUCCUUGAUCUUGAUAAAGCGAGCGGGGAUGCGUUAUCAGAGGGCGCGAAGACCCCUCCAACACUUCCUAUAUCCCGCCCAGUGCGGGCAACCACAGAUAUAGGCACCAUCACUCCCUUGUCUCGGUCGCCGGAUGAGUCGCCCGGCAACUCGUUCAGCAAACCCCCGCUCGACCAUUCGCUUUCGGAGAAUUUACUCUUGACCAACGUUCCCAAGUCUACCGGAGACCUAUCCUCCGAUGGCCCAGAAUAUGAUGAUGGAGAAGAAUCUGAGCAAAGAGCCCGCUCUCGGAGCCCACCUGCAAUCUCUCCCGAAGAAGCAAUGUCUCGUGCCAAAUCUCUGUCCCAAAAACUCUCCGGGUCCAAUAUCCCAUCACACAUUACGGAGACUGGGGACCUUAUGUUAGAUAUGACGGGAUACAAAAGCAACGAGGAAGAUGCGCUCCGCGCUGAAGUUCUGGCCCGCAAGAUUCUUGCAGAAGAAUUGGAAGGGAGCUACGAUAUCGGUGCCCUAAUCGGAGCGGAUGAACACGGAAACUUAUGGAUAUAUAGCAGCGAGGAGGCCAAAGAAGAGGCUGACCAGAGAGCAACCAUCAACUCCAUGCGGCAUAACCCGGCUCUGAGUGAGGAUGCAAUCUCCGACCCUGGAUACCACAGUGAGGGAGACCGACCCACUUUGGAGCCAUCGCUGGGAGUUCGUCACCAUCGGACCAAGUCGGAUGUCCAGCCUGGAUUUCCUACACCUCCUGCUUCGCCGAUGGGUGAUGCGUUUGCAGUUGAGACUCGCAACUACGCGAAGACACUGCGGCUGACAAGUGAUCAGCUUAAGGCUUUGAAUUUGAAGCAUGGCGCCAACCUCAUGUCCUUCAGCGUUAAUAAGGCCACCUGCACAGCAAGCAUGUACUUAUGGAACGGUAAUAUCCCGAUUGUUAUUUCUGACAUCGAUGGAACCAUUACGAAAUCGGAUGCUUUGGGUCACGUUCUGAACAUGAUUGGACGAGACUGGACCCACGCAGGUGUCGCCAAACUGUACACUGACAUCGUUAACAAUGGUUAUAACAUCAUGUACCUUACCAGUCGAUCCGUUGGGCAGGCAGAUAUUACACGAGCGUACCUCUACGGCGUUAACCAGGACGGAUACCGGCUCCCCAGGGGACCCGUGAUCUGCAGCCCAGAUCGUACGAUGGCAGCAUUGAGACGCGAGAUCUAUUUGAGAAAGCCGGAAGUCUUCAAGAUGGCUUGUUUGCGCGAUAUUCUUAACUUGUUCUCUGGAAAAGAGAAUCCUUUCUGCGCUGGCUUCGGAAAUCGAUUGACGGAUGCUUUGAGUUAUCGGUCCGUCAACAUUCCGUCCACGCGGAUCUUUACAAUCAACUCGAACGCCGAAGUCUCUCUUGACCUGCUCAGCCUCAACAAGUACAAGAGCAGUUAUGUGACCAUGCAAGAAUUACUUGAUCACUUCUUCCCACCGACCAGCCUUUUGGUCCAGUCCGGAGGCGAAGAAUAUACAGACUUCACAUAUUGGCGAGAUGCGCCGCAAGAGCUCGAUGACUUCUCUUCGACCGAUAGCGAAGAUGAGGAUGACGAGGAGGAAGAGCCCGCCGAAGACGAGGUGCUUGAAGAAGAUGAAGACGCAGACGAGGAAGACUACGAGGACGAGCUUAGCGAUGGCGAAGGCAGUGAAUACCUUCAAGAAGGAGAAGAAGGCACCGACAUGGCCGCAAGCUACAUCUCACAGGCCUCCGAAGCCUUUUCCAAUCCAGCGGGAUCAAUCGUGGAAUCCGUCGAGGGCGACCAGGAUCUCGAGAACGUGGAAACAACCGGCGAGGAAGAUGCCACUCCCGGCGCGGAUCCCUUGGCUCAGGUAGCAGACUCAACGUCUCUCCCUAUUCGCCCCAAGUCACCCCGGGACUGA